This is a messenger RNA of Protopterus annectens (West African lungfish), 2311 nucleotides long. RefSeq lists its product as uncharacterized. The transcript is spliced from 10 exons. Gene Ontology annotation, cellular component: external side of plasma membrane. NCBI's taxonomy places the organism in Eukaryota, Metazoa, Chordata, Ceratodontiformes, Protopteridae. The record is from RefSeq and is a predicted model, not a curated record. Gene Ontology annotation, biological process: T cell costimulation; negative regulation of T cell proliferation; cellular response to lipopolysaccharide. Bases 472 to 2130 code for a protein of 552 amino acids.
AUACUGUGGUAACAUCUUCGGAAGUUAUUAUUUGUUGUAGUUAGUAAGAUCAAACAAAUGAAUACACAGGUGUGCCUUUACUCUGUCCUGUGGCCAUUCAUCAGUUUCAUGUGCCGUUGGCUCAGUUUGCUUUGUUUUCUUUUUUUCUUAAUUCUCUCCCUGUGACUGCAUUGUUAGAAUUCUUCAUCCUCCCCCUGAAGGCAUCCAACAAGGUAGAGGACAUUCCUGUUGCAAACUACUGCAAUUCUCACUGCCUCACCCUGACAGAAAAGGAAAGGUUCAUUUUACCUACAACUAAUGUAUGAAAGGCCAGGGAAAGGGCCAUGCUAUAUAACGUCCCGGAGGACUUUGCCCGCUUAUUUUCUGAAUGGAACAGGCACCAGAAGGGGGGCCUGAAGCUGAAAGAAACAUAGUGUGGAACUCCAGCUUUUUGUUUCAUAUAAAAGCCAAAUUAGAGACUGGCAGAAUCAGAUGAAGGUGGAACUGCUCAGCAUCUGGUUUACCCUGCUGGUUCUCAGUGUCAAAGAAUGUUCUGUAACAGCAUUAUCUGUCAUAGUGCCUCAUCCAUUUAUCCGUAUCCAGCUUGGAGAUACUGCAAUCAUAGGUUGUGUAUUCAACAAGAGAAAAUGGACUGAUUCAGACCAACUCCGAAUAGUUUGGUACUUCUACCAAGGAGAUGUAAAAAAGCUGGUCCACAGAUACACGUUUGGUGAAGAUCGAGUUGAGGCACAGCAUCCAAGCUUCCAAGGCAGGGCGCACUUAUUCAAAAAAGACAUUGAAAAUGGCAAUGCUUCACUCCAUCUCUCUAGUGUAAAAUUAUCUGAUGCUGGACGAUACCAGUGUCUGGUUGCAUACAAUGGAAGCGUUUCUCACGAUGACUGCAACAUAGACAUUUAUGCUCCAUAUAAAAAUGGCAGGCUGUUCCUUACACGGAAGGGUGACAUCUUCUCAGCUCUCUGUAAGUUCUCUGAUGGGUAUCCUGGCACAAUCAUUAUGUGGCACUACAGUGAUGGGGAAACAACAGAUCAGCAGGGGAAGACACAACUGUCAAACACUGUCCGAGGGACAUAUGACCUCUGGAGUACCAUGCUUAGUCCCGUUGCAGUCAAUGGAGUACUUUGCUGCUCACUAAAGGACACUCAGAACUCAAACAACACAAUUUGUAAAAACAUAGCAGAGACCCUCAAACUCAACAACGUUUGGCUUGGAACAGUGACCGUCUGUGUCUUCAUUAUCAUUGUGGCUGCUGUUGUGUCCUGUCAUGGCAACUGCUCGUGUAACUGCUUGCAGGGAGAAGUUAAGAAGAAAGCUCGUUUGAGAACUCAAAAACAAGCAUACAAAGUGAAUAAACUUCCUGAUGCCGACCGUUAUCCCAAUGGAGUUAGACCAAAGUUUACUUUUUGUCCUCCAAGGAUUCUGCACUUUAGCAAGCAUGCGGAUCAUCUACGUGGUGCGCAAGCAGGUACUGAAAUCCAGCCUCUGCAGCCUCAGGUGAAAGGGAAUGGAGCCUCUAUCAGCACGCGCAUUGUCCUUAUGGGCCUCUCAGGGCACAGGAAGGAAUUCUUACUCAUGUUCUGUCAUUAUCGUCAUGGACAGCAGUGUGUGGUGUGUUCGACAGCAGCCACUAAUGACAAAAGCAAUGGAACACUGCCACUUGGUGAAGGUUUAUGUAUAUCACAUGAAAAAGAUUUUGAAUACAGCCAGAUGUAUCACCACAAGCUCUGGAAAAAGUACCUAAAGGACCUGAAAGCCACAGACAAUGGACAAAAACAGAAAGAACGCAUCAUCUUUGUAUUCAUUUACAGAUGCACAGAAGCUUUGAAUACAAAGAGGAAACAAGAAAUUAAAGACCUUUACAACUUCCUGAAAACUCAUACAGGCUCUUUCCCUAUUACAGUACUGACGAACAGUUCAGCCCUGAAAACUCCAGAUGUAAUUGGCUUUUUCCGUUGUCUGGGCUGCCGUGAGGUGCUGACAUUUCGAACAUUAAAGCCAGAGAAUAUGCAGGACAGCAAAGAGAGAGAUGACAAGAUCAACAUCUUUAUCCAUACUUGUCUGUGCAGAUCCAACACGACUAUGAAAAAAAAGCAGUCGCACAGCAUUCAGGUGGCCUUAGAAUCUACUCUGUAAAUAAUUACUUUUACACAACCUCUCAUCGCCUAUCAGGAUCCAAUGAAGAGACAAAGGGAGAGAAAGCCAUGCUUAGCAACUGUGAAAUAAACAAGUAUUCUGUUCUGUACAAGCUUAGCAAAGAUUUCACUAGAAAUGUUUAACCAGUGCCUAAUGAAAGAAUAAAAACUGUGAAAGUUCA